CGACACCGUCCUGGGUGAGCGCAAGUCUAUCUGAGCGAAUCCUCGAGCUUCAGCGUGGUCCUCUUGCCCAGGACGUCUUCCCAGCUGUUGUUCUGAACUCCGGUGGCGCCGCAUGUGAAAGCGGCUGAUAGCGAUAAGGAGGAUAUGGAGCUCUCGUGUCCCCACUGGAGAGAGAAACGAUCACCCUCCAUCUGGCAUCCGGUAGCAACGCACCAUCGCUACGAAUCGAGCUCGACGGAACCUUCAGGGGGUGUCGUGGAUGUUUGCCUGUUGCAGGUGUGAUAGAAAGGCUUUGAUACCAUGGCGGACAAGUUCCCUAUCGAUGUUGCGCAGAUCGUGGCGCUCUUCCUUGAGAGUAUGUUCUACGGUUUGUAUCUCGUAUCGUUCGGGAUGUGUAUGUACACUAUGCUCCUCAAGAGUCGCUCCCGCCACCGGCAGCGAACCGUCUUUGUGGUGGUUGCCUUGCUUUUGUUUAUUUUCGCAACUCUGGACGUUGCCCUUCUUCUUCGCCAUGUCCUCGACGCCUUCGUCUGGUAUCAUGGUCCCGGCGGUGCUAUCGGCGAGUUUUCCGACAUAUCUUAUUGGGUCAACGCCAUGAAGACCGUCAAUUACGUGGCCCAGACGAGUAUUGCCGAUGGGAUGCUGAUUUACCGCUGCUACAUCGUGUAUGGUGGGAACUGGCUCGUUCCGGUUCCGCUCUGCAUCCUUUGGAUCGCAGGGAUGAUCGUCGAAGCGUUCACUUGCUACAUCGAGUUCACCCUCCACUCAGACGCCUUCUUGAACGCCGGACAACUCACGCCAUUCAUCACAUCGACCCUUUCCAUCACCCUCGUUCUCAAUCUCAUUGCCACUUCGAUGAUCGUGUACAAGAUCUGGUCGAUCGAACGUCGUUCCAGAGCCAUCUUCACCAUGAGCAGCGUUGCCAGCGGGACCGACGGCUUGCGGCGUGCGAUGCGCAUCAUCAUCGAGUCAGGGCUGAUGUACUCCGUUGGAGUCAUUGUCUUUUUCAUCGUGUAUCUCGCCAACAAUAAUGCGCAGUAUGGUGUGUCUGACUGUGUGAGUUCACGUCCUCCCCUAGUUUUGAAGCUUAGUUUUGGAUGUGCUAACGCAUCGUGCUCUUCCAGGUGGUCCAGAUCAUUGUACGACUCAUUUCCUUUCUUGAAAAGCCGUCAUUUAAUGACCUCCUACUCCUCAGGGCAUCUCGUUCAACCUGAUCAUCAUCCGCAUCGACCAGGGGAAGUCCGUGGAGAGCACAUACCCCCCGCAUACCAACCAAAUGACGAGCGCCGGCUCUCGAUCCUCCGCAUUCCGUUUCACCAGGCCUACUGGGACCCAUUCUUCGAUCACGGAUGUUGACGAGAGAGAUGUCGUGGGAGGGAACCAUCCUAUCGCCAUGGUGUCGUUCGGGGGUACCUCAUCUUCCCCGGACAAGUAUUGUGAGUCUGCGUCGGGCACGCUUGUGAAGGUUCACCCUGUGGCUGUCUGAUACUGGGAUCGUGUGCACUAUUGCUCGCUACUGAGUUUGCACGGUGUCGGUUGGCGGAGGAUGUAAUUAAUUUGCUCUUGUAUGAUGCAUGUUGUAUUGUCCGGCUGAGUCCGAUGUGUCUGUACUUGUGAUAAAACAGUGAUUCCUAGAAU
Dichomitus squalens LYAD-421 SS1 is the source of this 1638-nucleotide messenger RNA. RefSeq lists its product as uncharacterized. NCBI's taxonomy places the organism in Eukaryota, Fungi, Basidiomycota, Agaricomycetes, Polyporales, Polyporaceae. The record is from RefSeq and is a predicted model, not a curated record. Bases 301 to 1356 code for a protein of 351 amino acids. The transcript is spliced from 7 exons.